This is a messenger RNA of Prorocentrum cordatum, 1990 nucleotides long. Lineage: Eukaryota; Dinophyceae; Prorocentrales; Prorocentraceae. The record is from the annotation of a GenBank genome assembly.
GUCUCGUCCGUGGCCGUUUGGCUCAGGCCAUGAUGCCGCAAGUUCGUUGCGACUUCGCGUGGGAGCGACGUUCUAAACACUUCUAGCAACACCCUUUCCACUAUUCCAGUCCUAGGUUGGCGCGCUGUGUGCGUUACUCCAGGACAGCAUGGUGAUGAUAUUGGCGAACGCCGUAUCAGCACUCUACGUAAUCGGUGGCGGAUACUCGACCUCUUCUGGUGGAUUUGCAGAAACUUCAUGUGGCGCAGUAGGUCUGCAGGACGUUACCACAAUCGAGGAGUGCCAUUUUGCGGCAGAACAGGUCGGCAUCGCAAUUAAAGAAAUGGUUGGUCCAGGAAAUUGGGCUCAUGUGCCUUAUGGUUGCACGGUGCAGCAAGGUUCUGCAACACCAGAAUCAGGCGCUGUUGGGACGAAUGGGCGGGUCCACUUCAGCACCACAACGGGGAACAACAAUGGUGGUAAGGGAGGGUACGUUUUGAUAUGCAAGCAGUCGCCCACAACAGUCCUGACGCCAGCUCCGACGCCGGCACCAGCAAUUACUCCUCUACCAACGCCGGCGCAGACGUCCUCGCCGACUCCAGCACCGACCCAGGCGCACGAUGUCGCGAGCAGCGACGCGAAAGACAUCGUGAGCGACCUUCCACGGAUCGCUGUGAUGAUAUCCGGCAUCGCGUUCGAGGACAGCAUGCGCGCCAGAGUCCGCGGCGGCAACCUCGUGGACCACAUGGUUGAGGAUAUGGAUCACCAACCCGAAAGCAUGAUGCCCAGUUCGGGGACCCGGCCGUGGGAUUCUUUCAAAAAGCACGUACUCGAGCCUUUGAGGAGGGAUUUCCACGAGAGGGUGGACAUCUUUGUUUGCACGAAUCAGUUUGUAGCAGCUGCGCCAGUGGAAGUUACGGCCGUCUUCACCAUCAAUUCGACAAGUCACACAUCCAGGCUCGGCUUUUCAGAGGAACAGUUUGACAGGUCCAAGGCGUGUUUCUCAAACGUGCUCGAAUUCGGUAGGCGUUACACAUACUUCAUGAAAGUGCGACCUGAUUUCGUCUUCAUUACCGACAUCGAGGACUAUUCGAACUUGCGCCAUGAUUGCAUGCAUACGCGCUUUCAGCGCAUGUGGAAUAUCGCGGGGAUCCGGCAUUGCCACAGCCAGCUCAUAUUCGGUCGGUGUUAUAGUUGCAAUGGAGAGUUGCGUCAUCCUGUUGGGGGUGUCCGCUUUGGCUGGAUUGUUGACGACAUGGUGUUCGUCGCCCCGUUCGAGCUUGCAAAAUCUGUCUUCAUGACCAGCGCAGAGAUCCACCAUUGGGCACGGUAUAACAUCCCUAACCAUAACCGUUGGAUUGACAAAUACGAGCUGCAUAACUCAACCGAAGGAUCAUAUACGAAUGCCCUGAUCAUGAAUAAGGUUCCAGUGUGUCCUCUAUGCAUCAAUGGGUGGCCGAAGAGCUCUCAUCGUGACUGGCAUCAGCACCAACAUGAAUGCAGCAACGCGAAUUCGACGUACGCCUGUGGAAGAUAUCAAGGCUCCGUCGACGAGUGGGUUGAAUAUAUCAAGACAGGGCGGCUCCCCAGCAAGGUCCAGUGGGAGAUGGACAGAGAGCGACACUUGGCAAGACACGAGACUCUCAGUAGCUCCAGCGACUCCUGAAUCUCGGGGCCCUGCCGGUGGGGCGGCACCAGCGCAGCGCGGUGCGGUCGAACCGAGGCAUAAGAUCGAAGUCGGCUCGAGGAGGGUACCCUGAUGUUUUUCGUGUUUGCUGAAUGUUCUUGUGCAUCUUGGGGAGGGUACCCUCGCAUGUUCUUCAGUUUGGCCAGCGGAGGAUCUCAUGAUCUUGACGGAUGUUUUAUAUGUCUCAGGUAUGACUGUUUUGUUUUUCGAGUUCCGGAAUUCGGAAUUCUGUAGUAAUAAUAAUGACGUGUAGAGGUUCAUAGCACGUUGAUCGGGACUAUUACCUCGUGGAUUGGCAACAGGGGCGCGUCAUCGGAAACAAAU